AUGACGCGUCUCGCGGAUGUGUUGGAUGUUCAUGAUCUGUCUACUAAAACAGAUGCAGGAAGUAUCGAGGGUGUGUCCUGGAUGCUAAGCUCUGCGAAAGCACGACACGGGAUCGCGCAACUUACGUCGGACGAUCUUGAUACCCUGUGGCAGAGCGAUGGAAUCCAACCACAUCUUGUGACGAUACAUUUCCCUAGGCGCACGCCUGUGACCCACCUGUCGAUCUACCUAGACUGUUGUCGAGAUGAUUCGUAUACGCCGACAAAGAUCCUUGUGAAAGCUGGCACACAUCCAUACGAUCUUGUUGAUGUCCGUUACAGACAAGGCGCCACCACGGUUAUCCGUGCCAUUGAAGUAUUUGUGUUGCAAGUUUGUAUCUUAGGAAACCACUUAAAUGGCAAAGACACCCACAUCCGGUGCCUCAAGGUGUUUGGGCCACCUGGAACUGGUGUAAGGCAAAGAACCCAAGAUCUGUCCAUGUCCCAAACCGUCAUGUCUAAGCGUCUCGUACAGCAAGGCAUGCAAACUGAAGCAUUUCGUCGGCAAGCUGAACGUGUUGGUUAUGACCGUGCUCUGUCACAAUUGGAGCGAAUCAUGCAGAAGAGCUCUCAAAAUGUGGUAGAUAUACCUCCAGCUCCGCCCGUACAGCCUAACCUUCAACGCUCGCUCCUGAACUUAUCCCAUACACUUCGAUAG
Messenger RNA from Malassezia globosa CBS 7966, 696 nucleotides. RefSeq lists its product as uncharacterized. Gene Ontology annotation, cellular component: anaphase-promoting complex. NCBI's taxonomy places the organism in Eukaryota, Fungi, Basidiomycota, Malasseziomycetes, Malasseziales, Malasseziaceae. Gene Ontology annotation, biological process: anaphase-promoting complex-dependent catabolic process; protein K11-linked ubiquitination. The record is from RefSeq and is a predicted model, not a curated record. Bases 1 to 696 code for a protein of 231 amino acids. The transcript is spliced from 5 exons.